UGUCCGAUGUGCAGCUGUAGCGGAGUUGAAGUGACACGUAAGAGGGGAGAUUGGGAAAGGCCCUGGAACUUUUUCUGCCGUGCAGAAUAAAACGCGAAUUGAUAGUUUUGGUUAUGAAAGCAGCGUUUUGCUGGAACCCGAAGAAAUACCAAGCCGUGCACGAUUUCCAACAACCUCUUCAUUUCCAAAAUUGGAUCAGAGACUCUUUUUGUUGGGCUUUGCCACUUGUAAACUGGGACGGAUUCUCAGCGUCAGAAAAGAGCUAAAGUUACAGGAAUGCCUCUCAACAUCUGAUUACUGAGCCCUAACAUUUUCUGUCAUUGAAAAUAAACUGUGAACUGGAUUGUGUGCGUGUGUAUUUGCGGGGAAGCCCCCCCGGAACUCUUCCAAAAGUGCUCGUUUUGGAGAAAAACGAGAAAGGAAAAAUGGGGAAUAGCAUGUGUUCCAGGAGACAGAAAAAGAUUUUUCAAACUUUGUUCUUCCUUACAAUAGUUUUUGGGUUUCUCUAUGGUCUGUUACUAUAUUAUGAAAUGCACAAUCAGUUAAAGAAGGCGGAAAAUCUGGCGUUAAAGUACCAGCAGCACCAGGAGGCUUUAUCUGCACAAUUGCAAGUUGUUUAUGAACAUAGAUCAAGAUUAGAAAAAUCAUUACAGAAAGAGAGAAAUGAACACAAAAAGGCUAAAGAAGAUUAUUUGGUUUAUAAGUUAGAAGCACAAGAAGCCUUGAACAAAGAAAAGCAGGAUUCCAAUAAUCGGUACAGUGCACUCAGUGUACAGCACAAAAUGCUGAAGAGUCAGCAUGAAGAUCUGAGGAAACAGUUUGCUGAACUACAUGGGGAACAUAUAAGGCUUGGAGAGGACCAUGGUCGAGCAAUGAACGAGCACAAUCGGCGAUAUCUGAAUCUGCAGCAAUCAAAGGAACAGGAAGUUGCUAAACUGAAAGAAAAUAUUUACAACCUACUCGAUGAGAACAAAAAGUUGCGGAAGGCCCAUCAAGACGUUCAUGUUCAGCUUCAGGAUGUGAGGCAAUUACACAAGAACUUAUUGUUGCAACAUGAUCAGCUCCAGGUGACUUUAGAAGACCACAAGAAUUCCCUCUCAGUUGCCCAGGCUCAAGUAGAAGAAUACAAGCAACUACGAGAAACACUAAACAAAAUGCCCAGCCUGAGGCAAACUGAAGAAAGGCCACCUUCUCUCAAUGCAGAGAAAUCACAACAGGGAGACCAGGACCAGGGUCCAUAUAGGGCUGAAGAGGAAAGACAUGUUGAGAGAGAAGGUGGCCUGUCACAUGUUAAGCCAAUGAUAGAAGAGAAUGAGAUCUCUAAAACAAGAGAAGAUAAUGAAGAAGAACCAGAGAAGCGAUAUCCUCAACAUGAAAACUGGCACAGGAAUCCACUGCCAGGGCAUUUAGAUGUGGACCAGGAUGAAAAUGAAGGACAGGAGCAUCAUCGUGAGUGGGGUGAGGAAGAGAGAGAAGGUCAUAUAGUGGAUCAGGCAAGAGCAAAUGGACAACAUCAAGAGGAAGAGGAAACUGAAAAUCAUCUGAAUGAAGAUCACGAAAAUGGGAAUGACCAUGGAGGAGAACAAAAUCUCUCCACAAACAGUCCUAAUAAGAAGAAAUACAGAUCCUUGUAUGAGGAACAGUUGGAACAGCAACGUCUUGCAGAGCUGCGGGAAGAAGAAGCACGUAGACUGAAGGAGAGGCAGGAUGCGUUGCACCAGCAGAGACUGCGGGAGUACAUGCAUCGGCAGCAACGGCUCCAGCAGGAAGCAGAGCACAAGGAAGAAUUGUUGCGGCAAGAACACUUAAGGCGGCAGUCGGAUUUCCGUGACGAUAAUGCUGUUACUGAAGCUGAAGAUGAGCAGGAUAUGCAAGAAGAGGAAGAGGCUGAUGAUGAGAACAAUCCACGCGAGGAAACUGAAGAUCGGGACCCAGAAAUUGUAAAUGACCAACAUCAAGCAGAACACAAAGCUAUCAAUCAGCAGAUUGAUCGAAAUCCUGAUCAGCAGGAGGAUAAUCAGGAUGAACAGUACCAGGAUGAGGGAGAGGAAGAGGCAGAUGAGAAGGAAGGGGAGGCAAAUGAACAGGAAGAAGAGUCAAUCGUUGAAGAUACCAAUCAUGGAGAGGAGAGAGAGGAUGAAAAUUAUGAAGAAGAAGAGGAAGAAGAGGAGGACGGAGAAGCACUUGCAGCAAAGACAAAUCAGCGGGCAGAAAUGUGACUUCGUUACAAUUGAUUUCUUAUUGUUUUUGUUUCAUUAGCCAAUUUAAGUCAAACAAGCCAGUCCUUUAUAUAUAUUUUCACACAAAUAUAUUUAAUAUGGUGUUCUUUCAGGUUAAUUUAAAUUUGGAGAUAUUUAAAGGUGAUGUAUUAAAGCCUUUUGAUGUAAUAAAGACAUGGCAUUCAGAUUAUAUAUAAUUUAUAAAAGCUUCAAGUUGAAUGGAUGGUCCAUAACAAGUUCAUGGUAAGCUUUUUCAAAUAUUGAAAUGUGGAUCAUAUGUUAGGUGUUCUAUUGUGUGUGCUCUGCAUGAGAUAAUUAUUUUGAAGCAAAGCCAAUUAUAACUUAAGCAACGAUUGAAAACUUCUGGUUAACCCAUCUUAUUUUCACCAGGUAUGAUAUUUAGCAACCUUACGGUAGUUGUUAUUUGUUAUACAUUGGAGAUGAAGAGGCAUCUUCUGCACUGUGCAUAGUGGGUAGGUGAUGAUUUUGUGCAAUAGUAUAAAAUUGGUGAUAUUAUUUUCUUCUGAUGCCUAAUUCCAAUAGUCAGUAAACAAGAAAGGUGUUAAAUGGGAAGUAGAUAUAUGAUAAACCAUUUUACCCUUUCACAGAAAAUAAAAUCUAUGUCACUGUAUUUAGAAUGGUUGGUUAAAGUUAACAUUGACUAUUUAACUCUUUAUAAGCCACAAAACAAAAAUAUUCAUGCAGAUCCUUUCUUUGUAUGAAUCAUAAUCUUAGUUUGUCCAUAUUAUUCCGUUGGAAGGUGACUUUCCAAUCAAUAAAUAUUUAUUAAGAUUGAACAAAGUACAAAGAAACUCAUGCACAAAGAAUUCAAGAACACACACUAAAUACUAGAGGAAUUCAGCAAGUUCCGCAAUGUCUAGAGAGGAGAGUAAACGGUCAACAUUUUGGAUCAAAAAUCUUCAUUACGACUUAUAUUCAAUGAAUUAUCCUGUAUAUCUUUCACAUAUUGUCUAAAAGGAAGUAUGUUGCUUUUAUAGAAGUAUUUUGAAAAUUAAUGAUAUUAACUUGACAAUCAAGAAGCUUUAACAUUACAAAUACGGUAGCAAGGGAGUUUGUAAGAUAGGAGAAUAGAAAUAUUUAAAACUAAACCAUGAAUUGUACCAAGUUGCAAUUUGAAGCUUUUAAAAUUAAGCUGCAAAAUUAUGCUUUUCAAUAUCUAGAUGGCGGAAAUGUCAAUAACUGCAGAAUGUUUGCUUUUCCUUAUGGUUUUCAAUAAGCUUUGGGAAGCAUUCAUAAUUUGCAUUGAAUCAACAAAUACUUGUUUGUGUCAUUGAAACAAAACAAUGGAUAUUUUCGCUGUGAGUAUUGUAAGAACAAGGUCACAGUUACAUGACAUUUACAACAUAGAAAAUGGCCAGAUGAACGAGCAGGCCGGUGCCUGUGUUCCAUUUCAUAUAAUCCUCUUCUCUGAAAUGCAUCAAUGAUAGCCACCUCAAAUAAUUUUUCUCCUUGCAAAUUCCACUUUCUAACUACUUUCCAUAGUAAAGGUUCCUUCUAAUAUCCAUAUUCAUUUUAUUCAGUGAUAAACUUUUAUCCUUGACCUGUGACUCUGCUCACCCCAUUGUGGAACUAUCAGCCCAGAUGCUAUCUUGUAGCACACUAGCUAUGUGCUCUUUACAGCAUAUUUUUUUUACAAGCUCUUCAUACAAAAUGUACCAUUAGGUAAUGUCUUUAAAUUAGAGGCUGUUUCUACAUAUGUACAGUGCAUACCUGUACGGAGGACACCUAAUAGGCUUAGUCACCUGAAAUGUUUUGAUAUCACUAAGUAUUAGUUUGCACAUAUGAGACCUUCCUGAAGAAGGCCUUAACUGGAAGAUUGAAUUCAGCUUUCUAAAGAUGGCCCAACUUUAUUUAAUUGACUGAAGAGGAAACAAAGGUUCUUUCAGGUCAGACCUCCCCUAUUUUCACUGAAAAAAUCUCUGCCCUCCAUGCCUUUUUGAUUGACCACUGACACCUGGUUGCCUGUUUGACUAUUCACUAAACCCAGCCCAAACAGAAAUGACUGCAGCCUGAUUCCUCAACCACUCCAUCCCUCUCUCUCUACAUUCCUUGGCCCAAUGCUCUUUUUUAUGCUUAUGUCCGUUCUAUCACAAUCAUAUUCAGCAGGGCUGUUAAGCCCCCUAUUUGCAAGUAAACGGUCUCUGCUAUACAACAUGUACAAUUCGAUUUUUACAUCAACUCAUCAGAUGUGGGGAAAAAAUCUGGUCCAUCUUCUCUGCCUCUACUUCCGAAGUCUUUCAUAAUUGGAAAGGUCAUUAGUCUCCUCUCUUUAGAAACCUAUUUUUUUUAUUGCUAUACAGCACAGAAUAAGCAUUUCUAGCCAUUCGAGCUGCACUGCCCAGCAAUCCCCAAUUAAAUCCUGGCUUAACCACAGGACAAUUUAUAAUGAUUAAUUAACCUAACAACUGGUACAUCUGUGGACUGUGGGAAGAAACCAGAGCACCUGGAGGAAACCCACGCAGAAACUCUUUACAGGCAGUGCUGGAAUUGAACCCAGAGCAGCUGCACCCUGAAGCGUGCACACCACUACGCUACCAUGCUGCCCUGCCCUGCAUCCCUGGGUUGUGUUGCAUUUUAUUAAAGCAAGAAAUGCUGAGAAUACUCAGCAGGCUGUAAUAACCAUAUUUAACCCCUGCUUCUGUCCAGGGGCUACUGUGACAUCAUUUCAGUAACAUACCCCUCAACUCCACGUCUUUUGACUUAGUGAUGAAUCUAUUGCGUAAUGCCUUAACAAAGGUCCUUUUGGAAUUUCAAAUAUGUAUAUUACUAUUUAAUCAUCUCCAAAUAAUAAAAUAAUUUUCUUAAGCAUGACCUACCCUUUUGAAAUGUGUGUGGGUUAUUCCAUUGCAUAUUAAAUUGCAUGAUGUUUCUUACAUUUGGGUCAUUAACUUCCAACCACCAAUGGCAAGCUGUUUGAUAGUAAGAUACAUUUGAUAAGUUGGAAUAACCAAAUGAAACACCAUUCAUUUAAAAUAUGAAUUAAGUGCACAAUAGGACAGUUAUUGUUCUAUUGUAGAUGAUAUUUAUCAUUAUUUUCCUUUAUAGUUUUUGCUUUGGUAGGUUGGCUCUUUAAUUUCAAUAUUAACACUCCAAUUUUUAUUAAUAACAAUAGAUCUAGCCUGAUACUCAUGUGCUACAUAAUAAUUUGCCAUUUUAGUAUAAUACCAAAGUUGUAUUGCUGUUAUAAAAAUAUAUGCAAACAUUUCUAACCAAAUGGAGGCAUAGAUGUUUGUUCAUUUAUUGCUUUUUAUAUUUUGUACUUCGGGAUAUAGAGGAUCGGGGUUAGGGUGCAGCUUCAGGCAUUAAUGCCAAGAACUUUUCAUAUAGAUUUUUGCUAGGAUUUGUAUUGUUAUUGAUAGCAAUUUUCUUGUAGCCAGGUACAUGCAAGAGCACAUGCUUCCUGAAUUUUAUAUCAGUGUAAAAUGUACAGUAUAAUAUGUAAAUACCUAUGCUGAUCAACAAAAAUGUAAGUGUAUAUGGUAAAAUCCUAAGAUUUCUAAAAAUUAAGGGGUGAUGUGAAUUUUUUUGUCAUCAUUAAACUGGAUGAGUGAGCUAUGCUCUGUAUUAUCUGCAUAUUUUGUAAUUGAAGCAUAAAUCUUUGAUUCAUUUAUCCUUGUGCAGUCCAUUUUCCUGUAUAAAUUUUGACAAAUAUAUCUGUGUGACAAAAUUGUUCUGGAAUCCUAUAAAUGGCAUUUUU
Messenger RNA from Mobula hypostoma (lesser devil ray), 5937 nucleotides. It is a transcript of the gene golim4a, whose product is annotated as golgi integral membrane protein 4a. The record is from RefSeq and is a predicted model, not a curated record. Bases 426 to 2219 code for a protein of 597 amino acids. Gene Ontology annotation, cellular component: Golgi apparatus; Golgi membrane. NCBI's taxonomy places the organism in Eukaryota, Metazoa, Chordata, Chondrichthyes, Myliobatiformes, Myliobatidae. The transcript has 14 exons.